CGGUUGCUUUCAAUUCAGCACUCGUGUUUCUUUGGUGCGGAAGUGAAGUUUUUGGUGUUUGGACGAAAGUUUAACGUAUAAACAGCCGUUGUUAUAACUAUUGAGUGGUGUAAACAUUAUACAAUACAGGUUAUGGUGUGUUUGCAUCAGAUCGCAUCAAAAUAUUGAGAAUACAAUCUCAUUUGGAUUUCUACGGCAUUUAUCGAUGAAAGAACAUACAAUGUCUAGUAGCAGUUCUGAAAGUAGCGAUGGAAGUCGUCAUGAGAAGUCACGGAAGAGAUAUAAACACAGACGCGACGAGAGCCCUAACGAAGAGCGACGUUCAGGAAGAAAGGAAUUCAAUAGCAAGAGUAAAAAUUAUAGAAAUGGCAGAGAAGGUAGGGACGUUCAUAAAUUUAGCAGAGAAGUAAGAAGAGACAAUAAUGAUAUGCAUCGUGAUAGAUCGCAACGUGAACGGGAUAGAGAAUAUAGGGAUAGUCGACAUGAACAUCCAAGGAGAGACGAUGACAGGCAAAAUGGUAAAAGAAGGUACGAAAGAUCACCUAUGAGGAGAGACGAAUCUCGUAUGAGACACAGAGACUUUGAUGAAAAGGUCAGAAAGUAUAGAGAUACGAAUGAGUAUAACAAAAGACACGAUGAGUCGAAUAGGGAGAGAAAAAGUAAUUUUGAAGAGAGAGAGGUGAAAAUAAAGAAGGAACCUUCGCCCGAAUGGGGUAAAUCUACAGUGAAAACAGAAUCUAAGCCAAAGCCACAAGAAAAGGAUAAACCAAAUUUUGAACUGUCUGGUAAAUUAACCGAGGAUAUAAAUACUGUGAAUGGGGUAGUAAUUAAAUAUUCUGAACCAGCAGAUGCGAGAAAACCUAAACGUCGUUGGAGACUAUAUCCCUUUAAAGGGGAAAAGGCAUUACCCACAUUAUAUGUUCACAGACAAUCGGCAUAUUUGAUGGGUAGAGAUCGUAAAAUUGCAGAUAUUCCUCUUGAUCAUCCUUCGUGUUCAAAGCAACAUGCAGUGUUACAAUAUCGUCUAGUAUCUUUCCAAAAAGAGGGAGGUGGUGAAGGAAGAAGAAUUCGCCCAUAUCUCAUAGAUUUAGAAUCUGCUAAUGGUACAUUUGUAAAUAAUGUAAAAUUAGAACCAAGACGAUACCAUGAACUAUUAGAAAGAGAUGUGUUGCGUUUUGGAUUUAGUUCAAGAGAAUAUGUCUUAUUACAUGAACAUAGUAAGGACGAUUCUUUAGAUGAUGAUGUUCCCCUUAGUACGGCUGUUACAUCUGCUAAUAAUACUACAAACACUACAACAUAGGUAACAUUCCUUAUACUUACGAAUAU
This is a messenger RNA of Megalopta genalis, 1326 nucleotides long. Lineage: Eukaryota; Metazoa; Arthropoda; Insecta; Hymenoptera; Halictidae. The record is from RefSeq and is a predicted model, not a curated record.